Molecule: messenger RNA, 689 nt
Organism: Heteronotia binoei (common prickly gecko)
Lineage: Eukaryota; Metazoa; Chordata; Lepidosauria; Squamata; Gekkonidae
Gene: TXNL4A
Product: thioredoxin like 4A
Exons: 4
Coding region: 312-527 (71 amino acids)
Biological process (GO): mRNA splicing, via spliceosome
Cellular component (GO): spliceosomal complex; U4/U6 x U5 tri-snRNP complex; U5 snRNP
Source: RefSeq, a predicted model, not a curated record
GGUCUUGAAUAAGUUUUGAAAAUGUCUUAUAUGCUUCCUCAUUUACACAAUGGCUGGCAAGUAGAUCAGGCCAUUCUUUCAGAAGAAGACCGUGUGGUGGUGAUUCGCUUUGGGCAUGACUGGGAUCCUACUUGUAUGAAAAUGGAUGAAGUUUUGUAUAGUAUUGCUGAAAAGAAAUAGCAGAUUAAAGAGGGUGAUCGUUCGUCAUCCUCUUGCUUACGAGUCCAGUUGGGAUUUCGCUGCCAUAUAAAGUGAAAAAUUUUGCUGUUAUUUAUCUUGUGGAUAUCACAGAAGUACCAGAUUUCAACAAGAUGUAUGAACUUUAUGAUCCCUGUACGGUCAUGUUUUUCUUCAGAAACAAACACAUAAUGAUUGAUUUAGGGACAGGCAACAACAACAAAAUUAACUGGGCAAUGGAAGACAAGCAAGAGAUGAUCGACAUCAUAGAAACUGUUUAUAGAGGUGCUCGUAAAGGUAGAGGUCUCGUCGUAUCACCCAAAGACUACUCAACCAAAUAUAGAUAUUAAUGCUUUAGAUUUUUAUAGAAUCAAUGUUUGUAUAUAAUGUCGUUGUGUGUUUAAAUCUUUUCAUUGUGAAUAUAUUUGAACAAAUAUUUUUAUGGCACAAGUGAUGCCGUUAGCUGUUUUAUUUCAGAAAUAAACUAUCAUGUUCACACUUUUACAUGUAAA